This is a messenger RNA of Cylindrotheca closterium, 609 nucleotides long. The record is from the annotation of a GenBank genome assembly. NCBI's taxonomy places the organism in Eukaryota, Bacillariophyta, Bacillariophyceae, Bacillariales, Bacillariaceae.
AUGAAUCCAGAGUACGAUUACCUUUUUAAACUUCUUCUUAUUGGAGACUCUGGGGUCGGAAAGUCUUGUUUAUUGCUUCGUUUUGCUGACGACACGUACACCGAAUCUUACAUCUCUACGAUUGGAGUGGAUUUUAAAAUCCGAACUAUCGAGCUUGACGGGAAAACAAUCAAACUCCAGAUCUGGGAUACUGCCGGACAGGAGCGAUUCCGUACUAUCACCUCAUCGUACUACCGCGGCGCUCAUGGAAUUAUUGUUGUUUACGAUGUUACAGAUCAGGAGUCAUUCAACAAUGUGAAACAGUGGCUGCACGAAAUUGACAGAUAUGCUGCCGAAAACGUUAAUAAACUCUUGGUUGGAAACAAAUCAGAUUUGACGGGAAAGCGCGUUGUAUCAACUGAACAGGGCAAGGAGUUUGCUGAUAGCCUCGGUAUUGAAUUCCUAGAAACAUCUGCAAAGACAUCCACCAAUGUUGAACAAGCUUUCCUCACAAUGGCAAGUCAAAUCAAGGCCCGAAUGAAAACACAGCCUACAGCUUCUGGGGCACAAGGUGGCAAGAGUCUUCCACUCAGGGGACAACAAGUCAAGCAAAGCCAGGGUUGUUGCUGA